UACAUCUAUCAUCAAUUCCAAAUCUGUAAUUUAUUUAGUUUUCUCCACCAAACCUUCAAACCUUCAAGGGAAGAAGACAGAUUAAUAAUCUCUCCACCACCAUAAAGGAGGGAGACCAGAAGAGCUUCCAUCAUGAUGUCUCGUUUCAGCAAAACUUGUUUAGCCCUAACUUUCUUCACAGCAGCUCUCUUCCUCACUUGGCACGCAUAUGCCGUGAAAUCACUGUUUCAUCCCAGGGACAUACUUCCCCUCUUGCCCAGACAAAUCUCAUGGCCGAUUCUCAACUCUCUCGGCGGAGCAGUUGACCUCUUGCCCUCUUUCAUCGGAGCCGCCGCUUCCAACUCCAACCAAACCCUCAAUUGGAAAGGGACUUGCUUUUCCGAGAACACCGCUUGGAUGGAGUUUCACAAUAAAAGCAACAGCAAAUUCGGCGGUGGCACUCUUCAUAUCAAGGUCAAUAAAGCCCACAGUUGGACGUGUAUGGAUAUUUAUAUAUUUGCAACUCCUUAUCGAGUUACAUGGGAUUACUAUUUCAUUUCGCGCAAUCACACCCUUGAAUUCGAUGAAUGGGAAGAGAAGGAGGAGUAUGAAUACGUGAAGUAUAAGGGAGUGUCGAUCUUCCUAAUGCAAGCGGGGAUGUUAGGAACCUUGCAAGCAUUGUGGGAUGUUUUCCCCUUGUUUACAAAUACUGCUUGGGGAGAGAAUUCUAACCUCAGGUUUCUCGAGAAGCAUAUGGGGGCAACUUUCGAAGCAAGGCCUCAGCCGUGGGUAACAAACAUGACUGUCGAUGAUAUUCAAUCGGGAGAUUUCUUUGCCAUAUCCAAAAUUAGAGGUCGUUGGGGUGGUUUCGAAACACUUGAGAAAUGGGUCACUGGAACUUAUGCAGGUCAUUCUGCUGUUUGCUUAAGGGAUAGUGAAGGAAAACUAUGGGUUGCUGAAUCUGGACACGAAAAUGAAAAGGGUGAAGAUAUCAUAGCAAUAUUGCCAUGGGAAGAGUGGUGGGAAUUUGAACUUACUAAAGACGACUCUAACCCACACAUCGCUUUGCUCCCUUUGCAUCCUGAUGUUCGGGCCAAAUUCAACGAGACUGCUGCUUGGGAAUAUGCUCGAAGCAUGUCUGGUCUGCCUUAUGGCUAUCACAACAUGAUAUUUAGCUGGAUAGACACCAUUAGCGGAAACUACCCUCCUCCUUUGGAUUCUCAUGUGGUUGCUUCUGUGAUGACAGUUUGGGCUAAGUUACAGCCUGAAUAUGCAGCCAAUAUGUGGAACGAGGCUUUAAACAUGCGACUUGGAACUAAGGGUCUUGAUCUUUCUGACAUUUUAGUGGAAAGUGAAAAGAGAGGAUCAUCUUUCGAUGAAUUAUUGGCCAUACCAGAGCAAGAUGAUUGGGAAUAUAGUGAUGGAAAGUCAACAUCAUGCAUCGCUUUUGUUCUUGCACUGUACAAGGAGGCGGGACUUUUUAGUCCUUUCACAGAUUCCAUUCAAGUUACCGAGUUCUCAAUAAAAGAUGCAUAUUCACUAAACUUCUUUGAGAACAAUUCAAGCAGACUGCCAAAGUGGUGCAAUGAUAACGACAGUGUGAAAUUACCCUUUUGUCAAAUUCUGGGAAAGUACAGAAUGGAAUUACCUGGAUACAACACCAUGGCUCCAUACCCACAUAUGAACGAGAGGUGUCCAUCUUUGCCCCCAAAGUACUCGAGGACCGAGGGUUGCUGAAGAAAGGCUUUUCCCGGGUCAGUCUCCUGUCUAUCUGUCUGUCGUCCCCCCUGUAUAUAUAGAUUACAAGUUGAUGGAAGGAUUCAGUAAAAUAGAACGAACGCAUAAGUAUUAAGCAAAGUGAACAGAUGCAGACUGUAAAGUAGAAGUUAUUUGACUGAUUGUGCAUUUUGUUGUAUAUUGUAUUGGGCUCAUAUAUGGUUAACAAACAGCUUAUGUAUUCUCCUGUUAA
Molecule: messenger RNA, 1948 nt
Organism: Impatiens glandulifera
Lineage: Eukaryota; Viridiplantae; Streptophyta; Magnoliopsida; Ericales; Balsaminaceae
Exons: 7
Coding region: 133-1716 (527 amino acids)
Source: RefSeq, a predicted model, not a curated record